Erigeron canadensis is the source of this 2438-nucleotide messenger RNA. RefSeq names its product succinate dehydrogenase [ubiquinone] flavoprotein subunit 1, mitochondrial. The transcript is spliced from 16 exons. Gene Ontology annotation, biological process: tricarboxylic acid cycle; mitochondrial electron transport, succinate to ubiquinone. The coding region runs from base 170 to 2056 and encodes 628 amino acids. Lineage: Eukaryota; Viridiplantae; Streptophyta; Magnoliopsida; Asterales; Asteraceae. The record is from RefSeq and is a predicted model, not a curated record. Gene Ontology annotation, molecular function: flavin adenine dinucleotide binding; electron transfer activity; succinate dehydrogenase (quinone) activity.
GCACUCAUUAUAUCUCUCUCCCAUCCGUUCCCCUUUUCUUUUAUUUCCAUUUUAUCACCUUCAAAGCAGCUUUUAUAUACCAAAAACAAAAUAAAUAAACAUAUAUAGAUAGAUAGAUACACUCAUAUACAUACACUGAUAUACAUACAAACGCAUACACAUAAAAAAGAUGUGGCGGUGCGUGUCACGUGGCCUUCGCAUUCCUUCCCGUCGAUUUACCGCCGGCGAUUCCUUCUCACACCGAUCAUUCUCUUCUGAAUCGAAAGUUGGAGGAUCGUAUACUAUAGUUGAUCACACGUACGAUGCGGUAGUGGUUGGAGCAGGAGGUGCUGGCCUUCGAGCUGCCAUCGGGCUAUCGGAGCAUGGAUUUAAUACUGCUUGCAUUACUAAGCUGUUUCCGACUCGUUCACAUACCGUUGCCGCUCAGGGUGGUAUAAAUGCUGCUCUUGGAAAUAUGACCGAGGAUGACUGGAGGUGGCACAUGUAUGACACAGUUAAGGGAAGCGAUUGGCUAGGUGAUCAGGAUGCUAUCCAGUAUAUGUGUAGAGAAGCACCAAAAGCAGUUAUUGAGCUUGAAAAUUAUGGUUUGCCUUUUUCUCGAACCGAGGAAGGAAAGAUAUACCAACGUGCAUUUGGUGGUCAGAGUCUCGACUUUGGCAAAGGGGGGCAAGCUUAUCGCUGUGCGUGUGCUGCUGAUAGAACUGGUCAUGCAUUGUUGCAUACAUUGUAUGGUCAGGCCAUGAAACAUAAUACACAAUUCUUUGUGGAAUAUUUUGCUUUGGAUCUAAUCAUGGGUAGUGACGGAAGCUGCCAAGGUGUUAUUGCACUAAAUAUGGAAGAUGGGACACUACAUCGAUUCCGUUCUUCAUCAACAAUCUUGGCCACCGGGGGUUAUGGUAGAGCAUAUUUCUCAGCAACCUCUGCUCAUACUUGCACAGGAGAUGGAAAUGCCAUGGUUGCACGUGCAGGCCUUCCUCUUGAGGAUCUUGAGUUUGUUCAAUUUCACCCAACUGGUAUAUAUGGUGCUGGGUGCCUCAUUACCGAAGGAUCUCGUGGUGAAGGUGGUAUUCUAAGGAACAGUGAAGGUGAAAGAUUUAUGGAACGUUAUGCCCCUACAGCAAAAGAUCUUGCAUCAAGAGACGUCGUGUCAAGAUCUAUGACCAUGGAAAUACGUGAAGGUCGUGGUGUAGGAAAAAUGAAAGACCACAUUUAUCUUCACUUGAAUCACCUUCCACCAGAGGUUCUUAAGGAGAGGCUUCCUGGUAUCUCUGAAACUGCUGCCAUCUUUGCUGGUGUCGAUGUUACAAAGGAGCCAAUUCCAGUUUUACCAACUGUUCAUUAUAAUAUGGGUGGAAUCCCAACAAAUUACCAUGGGGAGGUUGUUACUAUUAAAGGUGAUAAUCCUGACUCUAUCGUUCCUGGACUUAUGGCUGCUGGGGAGGCAGCAUGUGCCUCAGUCCAUGGUGCCAAUCGGCUUGGUGCAAAUUCUCUUCUUGACAUUGUCGUCUUUGGCCGUGCCUGUGCAAAUAGAGUUGCUGAGAUUCAUAGGCCAGGGGAAAAACAAAAACCAUUGCCAAGUGAUGCUGGAGAGAAGACUAUUGCAUGGUUAGACAAAAUCAGAAAUUCUAAUGGUUCACUUCAUACCUCGAAGAUUAGGUUAAAUAUGCAGCGAAUCAUGCAAAACAAUGCUGCUGUGUUUCGCACACAGGAGACGCUAGAAGAAGGUUGCAAUUUGAUUGAUAAAGCAUGGGAGAGCUAUCAUGAUGUUAAACUUAAAGACCGAAGUUUGAUAUGGAACUCGGAUCUGAUAGAGACCAUAGAGUUGGAAAACCUUCUAAUCAAUGCAUGUAUCACCAUGCAUUCUGCUGAAGCUAGGAAAGAGAGUAGAGGAGCUCAUGCUCGUGAAGAUUUUUCGAAAAGAGAUGAUGAGAAAUGGAUGAAACAUACACUGGGAUUCUGGGAGAACGAGAAGGUCCGACUAGACUACAGGCCAGUUCACAUGAAUACUCUUGAUGAUGAGGUCGAGACGUUUCCACCAAAGGCUCGCGUAUACUAACCUUUCACUAGAGUUUUCUGCUUGCUUCGAAAGGUUAUCAUUACAAAAUUGUUCGAACUACAAAAUUUUGUUAAUAAGUUGUCGCAUUCAUUAUUUGAUGCACAACCCUUCCAAAUUUGCACAUAAGUUGUCUUGGCAGAACUCAUUUUAGGUUAUGUUUUGUAAUCUUUCUUAUAGACUUAGAGUGCAAUGCUUGUACUUUAAAUUAUGAUCUAAUCUUAUGGUCGACUUGUCAUCGAGCCAGCCAAAAAUAAGAUUGUAGAGUAUUUAAACUCAAGAUCGUCUCAUAGUGGUGUAGUCCUACCCUUCCCUCCCAUUGCUGAAGUGGAUUCGAUAAUAAUUACAUAUUAUAAUACAAUUUUUAAUGGAUCUUAUAAGCUAA